UGUUCGCGGCCGAGUCAUGGAUCGCAAUCCCUCGCCGCCGCCGCCGCGGAGUCGAGAUGAGGGGGAGGAGGAGGAGGUGGCUGCGGGGGCAGACUGCAUAGGGAGCACGGUCUACAGCAAGCACUGGCUCUUCGGCGUCCUCAGCGGGCUCAUCCAGAUUGUUAGCCCUGGAAACACCAAAUCCAGCUCAGAUGAUGAGGAGCAGCAGAUGGAGCUUAAUGAAGAAAUGGAGAAUGAAAUUUGCAGAGUAUGGGAUAUGUCAAUGGAUGAGGAUGUGGCUUUAUUCCUCCAAGAAUUUAAUGCUCCUGAUAUAUUUAUGGGAAUACUGGCCAAAUCCAAGUGUCCUCGAUUAAGGGAAAUCUGUGUGGGAAUUUUAGGUAAUAUGGCCUGUUUCCAGGAGAUAUGUGUGUCCAUCAGCAGUGAUAAAAAUCUUGGGCAGGUGUUAUUGCACUGUUUGUAUGACUCAGACCCACCUACUCUGCUGGAAACAAGCAGGUUGUUGCUUACUUGCCUUUCCCAGACAGAAGUGGCCAGUGUCUGGGUUGAAAGGAUCCGGGAAUAUCCAGCUAUUUAUGACAGCAUUUGCUUCAUCAUGUCAAGUUCAACAAGUGUUGACUUGCUGGUGAAGGUGGGGGAGGUUGUGGACAAGCUCUUUGAUUUGGAUGAGAAACUAAUGUUGGAAUGGAUUAGAAAUGGGGCUGUUCAGCCUUUGGACCAACCCCAGGAAGAUUCUGAAGAGCAGCCAGUGUUUAGGAUUGUUCCUUGUGUACUUGAAGCUGCCAAACAAGUACGUUCUGAAAAUCCAGAAGGUCUUGAUGUUUACAUGCAUAUCUUACAGCUACUUACCACAGUGGAUGAUGGAAUUCAAGCAAUUGUACAGUGUCCUGACUCUGGAAAAGACACUUGGAAUUUACUUUUUGACUUGGUCUGCCAUGACUUCUGCCAGUCUGAUGAUCCACCCAUCGUACUUCAAGAACAGAAAACAGUGCUAGCCUCUGUUUUUUCAGUGUUGUCUGCCAUUUAUGCUUCACAAGCUGAACAAGAGUAUCUGAGGAUAGAAAAAGAUCUUCCUCUAAUUGACAGCCUGAUUCGGGUCUUACAAAAUAUGGAACAUUGUCAGAAGAAACCAGAGAACUCGGCAGAGUCUAAUGCAGAAGAACAUAAAAACUCUGAUUUAACACAAGAUGAUUUACAUUUGAAAAUCUUAAAGGAUAUUUCAUGUGAAUUUCUCUCUAAUAUUUUUCAGGCACUAACAAAGGAGACUGUGGCUCAGGGACUAAAGGAGGGCCAGUUCAGCAAACAGAAGUGUUCUUCUGCAUUUCAAAACCUUCUUCCUUUCUAUAGCCCUGUGGUGGAAGACUUUUUUAAAAUCCUGCAGGAGGUUGAUAAGGCCCUUGCUGAUGACCUGGAGGAAAGCUUCCCAAGUUUGAAGGGUCUGACUUAAAAACUGAAUUGAACUUUCUUCUGUACAACAAAUAAACUUUAUUUUCAUCACUAAUAGUUAAAAUUGACACGUAGGAAAUAUUAGAUAAAGCCCAUAUUAGGCCAUAAUUGUCUUGUAUUACACUCAUGCCCUUCUUCCUCCCCCAGCCUUAUCUCACUUUUAUUUGGCAUUAAAAUUUCACCACUAUCACCCCUCCCCCCUGCCAUUUUUAUAUUGGUUAUAUGGUACUUAUCAUUUUUAGUUGAAGAAAGCAAAAAUAAAACCAUUGAGGUUCUUUUUAGGAUAUUUGAGGGGUAGGUUAAUUUGAUUUUUAUGUGACAAUUUUGUCUUUGUAUCCACUACAAGUGUAUUCAGCUGUAGUAACAGAAAACUCUCUUACAGUAGCUUGAUCUGAUGGCUUUCAUGUAUCUCAGGCAAUAAGAAGUCCAGGGUGGGCAGUCCAGACAUGGUAAGAUGGCUCCUUUCAUCUUUCUGUGUGAUAUGCCAUGUGGACCAUUGUGUUCAUGUUUAUUGUCUGUGGUUAAGGGGGCUGUGCCAUCUCUGGGCUUUUCAUCCACACUCAGGGAGGAAAAAGGAGAAAGAGGAAAGGGGUCUUUCUCCUAGCAAGUCUUUACCUUUUUAUUUGGAAAGUACAGGCCUCCCUGGCUAGAACCUUGUUGGAUAUUUGAAUCACAUACUUUUUUUUCUUUUCCAGCCUCCAUAUGAGGGGAAGGCAAGAGAGAAGAGAGAUGUGAAUGAGUUUUGAAUAGCCACAAUAUACAAAUAUAUUUUAGCCAGU
Messenger RNA from Cynocephalus volans (Philippine flying lemur), 2222 nucleotides. RefSeq names its product serum amyloid A like 1 (gene SAAL1). The record is from RefSeq and is a predicted model, not a curated record. Gene Ontology annotation, biological process: positive regulation of synoviocyte proliferation. Gene Ontology annotation, cellular component: nucleoplasm. The transcript has 12 exons. Lineage: Eukaryota; Metazoa; Chordata; Mammalia; Dermoptera; Cynocephalidae. Bases 17 to 1444 code for a protein of 475 amino acids.